This is a messenger RNA of Papaver somniferum (opium poppy), 2838 nucleotides long. RefSeq names its product putative receptor-like protein kinase At3g47110. Gene Ontology annotation, cellular component: plasma membrane. The record is from RefSeq and is a predicted model, not a curated record. The coding region runs from base 114 to 2693 and encodes 859 amino acids. Gene Ontology annotation, biological process: hormone-mediated signaling pathway; protein phosphorylation. Lineage: Eukaryota; Viridiplantae; Streptophyta; Magnoliopsida; Ranunculales; Papaveraceae. The transcript has 2 exons. Gene Ontology annotation, molecular function: ATP binding; protein kinase activity; protein binding.
ACCCAUACCGAGUACUCAGUUCGUGGAACGAGUCGUCUCACUGCAGUAAUUGGACAGGAAUUACAUGUAGUCGUCGGCACCCAAGCAGGGUCACUGUCUUGAAUCUGGUUUCCAUGAGUUUGGGAGGUUCGAUAUCUCCAUUUAUAGGAAAUCUAUCCUUCUUACAAGUUCUCGACCUUACGGAAAAUGAAUUCAUUGGUGAACUUCCUCAAGAAAUUGGUCAGUUAUCCAGAUUGAAAACAUUUUCCAUAUCCCUUAACAAUAUAUCUGGUACUAUUCCACCCCAACUUUAUAACAUCUCCUCCAUCCGUGUUUUUAUUGUAACCGGAAAUAAACUUCAUGGAUCGCUUCCAUCAUAUAUCGGAAAUACUCUCCUUAAUCUCCGUAGACUUUUAAUAGGUGGUAACAGGUUCCAUGGCUUGCUACCAAAAUCGGUAUCCAAUCUUUCUAGAUUGGCUAUACUAGAUGUCUCUGAGAAUCAGUUCACAGGACCUGUACCGACCAAUUUGGGCAGCUUGCAAGAUCUCGCAUAUCUAAAUAUUGGAUUAAAUUCUCUUGGAACCGGUGAAGUAGAUGACCUUGGGUUUAUUGAUUCAUUAUCAAAUUGCAGUCACCUAGAAGUCCUUUCCUUCAGUUAUAAUAAAUUGUCAGGGAAACUACCGGAUUCCAUAGCCAACCUCUCAACAAAGCUUACCAAUUUGUACAUGGGAAAAAACAACAUAUUCGGCGAAAUUCCUCGUGGAAUUGACAACCUGAUCAGCCUAAACAGAUUAAGCAUGGCAUUUAACCGACUAACAGGAAGUAUUCCAGAUUCCAUAGGAAAGCUAACUAAUCUAUUGGAAGUUAUCCUGGGGGAUAACCAACUCUCUGGACACAUUCCAUCAGACAUCUGCAACAAUACACAACUAGAAGAAUUAUAUUUGGAAAACAACAGAUUAGACGGUACCAUUCCCCAAAGUCUUGGCAGCUGCGGCAAUCUGAAAGUAGUGGUACUUUCUAUGAAUCAACUUGUAGGUACCAUUCCUAAACAACUGAUUGGUCUUUCUUCACUCUCAGUGCAGCUUAACUUAUCCUGGAAUCAGUUGACUGGUAAUUUGCCUUCAGAAGUCGGUAAUUUGGAAAGGAUUUUCCUCCUCGACUUGUCAAAUAAUCAAUUAUCUGGGGAAAUUCCAAGCUCUUUAAAGAAUUGUCUUGGCUUACGAGUACUUUUUCUUAAUGGAAAUUCAUUCGAAGGGAUCAUUCCUCCAUCAUUAAAAAGUUUGAAGGGAAUUCAGGGCUUAGACAUAUCAAGCAAUAACUUGUCUGGUCGAGUUCCGGAGUAUUUGGAGUCCUUUGCUUCCCUCGGGGCUCUGAAUAUAUCUUUCAAUGACUUUGAAGGUGAAUUACCAAAACAAGGAAUUUUCAAGAACUUAUAUGCAUCUGAAGUCCGCGGAAAUAAAAAGCUUUGUGGAGGAAUUCCUGGACUACAUUUACCAAGUUGUCCAAAACCGCCUGGAUCUAAAAAGCAAAGUAAGCGAUUCCCUCUGAAGAGACUGCUUCUAAUAAUCUUCGGAACUGUUAUCUGCGUAAUUUUCUUGGGUUCCUUUCUCAUAUGGUUUUGGAGGAGAAAAACAACAGCGAAAGGUUCAUCUUCGUCUUUGGAAGAUCCUGUAAAUAAUAAGUUUCAAAAGGUUUCAUACAAAGAGCUUCUUAAAGCAACAGAUGGAUUCUCUGCAGAAAAUUUAGUUGGAGUCGGAAGUUACGGAUCUGUUUACAAGGGAUUAUUAGUGCUAAACCAAGAGACAACAGUUGUUGCAGUGAAAGUACUAGAUCUUCAAAGACGGGGAGCAUCAAAAAGUUUCAUAGCUGAAUGUGAUGCAAUGAGAUCCAUUCGCCAUCGUAAUCUCGUGAAAAUGUUGACUUCUUGUUCUAGUAUUGACUUCAAAGGAAAUGCAUUCAAAGCUCUAGUUUCCGAAUUCAUGCCAAACGGAAGUCUCGAGAACUGGUUACACCCAGAAGAAAAUCACGAACAGUCAUCGAGGAGAUCGCUUAGUUUUAUGGAGAGGCUAAAUGUAGCUAUUGAUGUUGCUUGUGCAUUAGAUUAUCUUCAUCAGCAUUGUCGGACACCAAUAGUUCAUUGUGAUCUAAAACCAAGUAAUGUUUUGCUUGACGAUGACAUGAACGCUCACGUUGGUGAUUUCGGACUUGCUAAGUUUCUAGGUGGUGUCAUCAUCAAUGUUGAAGCUGAGCACCACACCAACAGUACUUCCGUCGGAAUAAGAGGCUCAAUUGGUUAUGCAGCUCCAGAGUAUGGAAUGGGCAGCGAGGUCUCGACUAACGGAGACGUCUACAGUUACGGGAUCAUGGUGCUAGAGAUGUUUACUGGAAAGAGACCCACGGAUGACAUGUUUGCAGAUGGUUUAAGCCUUUAUACCUUUGCUAAGAGAGCUCUCCGUCCAGAUCGUGUAAUGCACAUCGACCCUAGAAUGCCACUUUCUCAUGUCCAUGACGAAGAUAAUGAUGAAACCAACAACACAGAAAUUCCAAGCAAUGGUGAGAGUGAGGCCAAGUUAUGCGAGGCUUUGACAGGGAUUAUCAACCUUUCCAUUAUGUGUUCUGUUGAAUCACCCAGUGAACGGAUGGAAAUGGCACAAGUUGUGAAAGAGUUGCAAUCAAUCAAGACUAUAUAUCUCUCGAGUGUGGGAUCCCAAUAAAGUAUCCAGUGGAUGGGAGUGGCUUGCAGCCAAUUAGGGGACCAAUAAAAUGACAGUUUCCUCUUUGAGAAAUCCUUAAAGUACAUGCAUGCAUGAACCUAAUUAUACUUCCUCUGAUAUACUUUUGAUUAAUAAGAUAUUUUUG